Molecule: messenger RNA, 2511 nt
Organism: Cyprinus carpio (common carp)
Lineage: Eukaryota; Metazoa; Chordata; Actinopteri; Cypriniformes; Cyprinidae
Product: solute carrier family 15 member 1
Biological process (GO): oligopeptide transport; transmembrane transport
Cellular component (GO): membrane
Molecular function (GO): dipeptide transmembrane transporter activity
Source: RefSeq, a predicted model, not a curated record
AGUGUGAGUGUGCGGCUCUGUACUAAAGGAUAUAUAUUACGAGAGGACUAGAAGACUCUCAGCCUCAGGCAAAGCAGUCAUCAUGGCAGACAAAGAGGAACAAAGGACAAAGAAGACCAAGAAUAGUCCAAGUUGCUUGGGAUAUCCUGUCAGUAUAUUUUUCAUUGUGGUGAAUGAGUUCUGUGAGCGAUUCUCCUACUAUGGCAUGAAAGCGGUGCUGGUGCUGUACUUCAAGUAUUUUAUCGGUUGGGACAAUGAUUUAUCCACCACUAUCUACCACACCUUUGUGGCUCUGUGCUACCUAACACCCAUCCUGGGGGCCAUCAUUGCAGACUCAUGGCUGGGCAAGUUCAAGACUAUCGUGUAUCUGUCCAUAGUAUACACCAUCGGCCAGGUGAUCAUGGCUAUCAGUGCCAUCCAUGAUAUCACAGAUACCAAUAGAGACGGUACACCAGACAACAUGACCUUCCAUACUGCCAUGUCCAUGCUGGGACUCAUGCUCAUUGCCUUGGGAACUGGAGGUAUUAAACCCUGUGUGGCAGCGUUUGGAGGAGAUCAGUUUGAAGAACAUCAGGAAAAACAAAGAAGUACUUUCUUUUCCAUAUUUUAUCUGUCCAUUAACGCUGGCAGUCUUCUCUCCACUCUCAUCACACCCAUCCUGAGAGCUCAAGAGUGUGGUAUCUACUCAAAGCAAAGUUGUUUCCCGCUGGCUUUUGGGGUCCCUGCCGCUCUCAUGGUGGUUGCCCUCAUUGUGUUCAUCGCAGGCCACAGCAUGUACAUUAUGGAAUCCCCCAAAGGCAACAUCCUGCUGCGAGUCAUGAAAUGCAUUGGAUUUGCGAUUAAGAACCGUUUCAAUCACCGCAGUAAGCAACACCCCAAGAGAGAGCACUGGAUGGACUGGGCGGAAGAGAAAUAUGAUAAACUCCUGAUCGCUCAGGUGAAGAUGGUGUUAAAGGUUCUGUUCCUCUAUAUCCCUCUGCCAAUGUUCUGGGCCUUAUUUGACCAGCAGGGCUCCCGUUGGACUCUUCAAGCCACCACCAUGGAUGGUAACUUUGGAGCGUUUAUAAUUCAGCCAGAUCAGAUGCAGAUUGUGAACCCCAUACUGAUUGUGAUAAUGGUGCCAAUCAUGGACUCUGCAGUGUAUCCACUUAUCAAGAAGUGCCAUAUUAAUUUCACGCCCCUGCGGAGGAUGACUGUUGGUAUGCUGCUGGCUGCAUUAGCAUUUGUGGCUGCUGCUCUUUUGCAGAUUCAAAUUGACCAAACAAUGCCUAACUUCCCAUCAAGCUCUCAAAUCCAGGUGAAGUUCCUGAACUUGGAGAACACAUCAGUUCCUGUUGAAGUGGAAGGGCAAGAACCGUUUGCUGUUCCUGGUUUUGAUUCUUCUAAUGAUUAUAUGACACUUGACACCGAGAACAUUACAGUCUCUGCUGGAGGAAAAAACGCUACAGCUUAUUUCCAGAAGAGCACAAGGCACACGGUUUUGAUAAAUACUGAUGGAAUGCUACAGACUCUUAAUGACAUAACCGAGAAACCAAACCAAGGCAUGAAUGCGAUCAGGUUUGUGAAUGGCUUUAGGUCUCAUCUGAACUUCACAAUAAAGUCUGAUAAUCUGGGUCCCAUCGCUCCCUUACAAGGAUCAGGCUACCUCAGUGUUCCCCACGGCAAAGCCAACUUUACUAUUGUGAAUGAAGAAGGACAGACGUGCCACUACAUCCUGCAGCUGGGCUUCGGAAGCUCCUACACAGUACUGAUCCCAAGCACCUUUAGUUUUGGAGAAUCUUGUACUGAGAACAUUAAAGCAAUCCAGGAUAUUAACCCGAACGACAUCCACAUGGCCUGGCAGGUUAUUCAGUACUUUUUGAUGACCUGCGGAGAAGUGGUCUUCUCUGUCACCGGCCUGGACUUCUCCUAUGCACAGGCACCAAGCAAUAUGAAGUCAGUGCUCCAGGCUGGUUGGCUGUUGACUGUUGCAGUGGGGAACAUCAUUGUGCUCAUCGUGGCUGAGGCAGGCUCACUUCCAGAUCAGUGGGCAGAAUACGUGUUGUUUGCAUCUCUACUGGUAGCUGUGAGUAUCAUCUUUGCAGUCAUGGCUUACUUCUACACCUACAUGGACCCAAUGGAAAUUGAGGCUAAAUUUAUGGACCUUGAGCCAGAAGAGAAGAAAAGGAAAGAGCUUGGAAUGACGACCAAAGACAAUUUGGCAUACGUAAACAACGAGACAUCAAAUAACACAGAUGACAAACAAACGAAGAUCUAGAUUCAUCACUUCUUUUUCUCUUGAUCUGUGGUUUCAAAUGUUUGUGUUCCCUAUACUAUCGAUCGAAGAACUGAUUCACCAUUUUUAUCAAAGCUGGGCUUGGGAUUUGUUAUGCAGUAGCACAAAUUCAACACAAUCCUAAAUCAGCCCAAGGAAAGCAAAUUCUACCUGAAACUGAAUGGUGUGUUUGGGACGACUACCAUGGGCAGAAGGUUUGGUAGAUUCAUAGAGUUUGAUAUGGUUAAGACCAGCGU